This is a messenger RNA of Botrytis sinoallii, 972 nucleotides long. RefSeq lists its product as uncharacterized. NCBI's taxonomy places the organism in Eukaryota, Fungi, Ascomycota, Leotiomycetes, Helotiales, Sclerotiniaceae. Bases 1 to 972 code for a protein of 323 amino acids. The transcript has 2 exons. The record is from RefSeq and is a predicted model, not a curated record.
AUGUAUUCUGAUAACUCGGAUGAGCUUGAAAAGCGUCGCCCCAAACGUUUUAGAGCUUUGGAACGCCGCUGGAAAAGGGGCAUUCCACGAAGACGAUGGAUCAACUUGAGAAAGUUCCCCAUGCGCGAAAGAUAUAACACUUCUUCGAGCUUUGUCUUGUUCUCAGAACUCCCUAUCGAGCUAAGAAUCAAGAUCUGGGAGUAUAGCUUUCGCGGCCGCAAUGUUAAAGUCUGUGUGGAUUUUGACAUCUCCGUGGGAUAUGAUUUAGAGCUUCAGAUCGAAUUCCCUAAUGAUCCACCUCGAAUUUUCCAAUGUCGCACAAUCACACCGAGUCCAAUAACUCUUUUCGCCAACCACGAAAGUCGAAUGGAGACACUUAAAUGCUACUCCAACUUCCUGCCAGGUGUCUCCGACUCCCCGAUCUAUUUCAACUACCAGCUAGAUUCCUUUGCUAUUCGUCACUAUUGUUCAGGGCAUAAUAUUCGUGAAUGCGACACCAGGGAGCAACUCUCGUGGGGGAUUAGGCACCUGAUUGAUCUUUCAACGUCGGUACCAUUGAGACCCAUCAGAUCGUUGAAACUUCCGACUUGCUUCAUAUAUGACUAUGGUAUCAUUAAUCCCCCCCGUUCAAAACCACAAGGGGGCACCUAUAGUGCAGUCAUUGAACCGCUUCUGACUGAGUUCGAUUGUUUGCAAGAGAGUAUCAUCAUAAGUGGCAGGCCGCAAAAAGAUUCCGACAGCUCUGGAUUUGACAACUCAACUGAAGUGCAGCAUCUAGAGAAUUGCCUCACUCAUACGUUUGAAGCUGAAAUGGAAAGAAAUUCCUCAUUUCAGAUUCCAGAAGUGACUAUCUCUACCGAACCUUUUCUUCUUCCUAUUUUUUGCGAUGAGAUGGAGCAAGCAAAUGGAUCCCGGGUCUAUGAGAAUUACGAUUUGAAGGAAACUGCAGAUUGGUUUGAUUCCGAAUUUUGA